ACAAAAGAUUUUUAAUUAGCGUUCGAGUCAUUUGCUAUUAAUGAGUUCCUUCCGAGAUCCUGAAAUGACUAUAGUCACAUGUAUGAUCUAUUAUUGCACGCAAGAUCAUCAAUCAAUCACCUGGCAUAGCGUUCGGCGAAGGGCGGGCGGGAUUCGAUGGUGGGCGAAGACGUACCUGUAAUACGCGCGUUAUGCAGUCUACGCGCGCGUCUCUGAGAGCGAGCCGGUCGCUCCGAGGACUGCGCUUAGUGUAAAUCAUGCCACUGUUUUCCGAACACAUAUCGAACAUGUAUUACAGUGGAUCUGCGUCUUACAGUUCACCAUAUAGUUAUAACAGUUCGCUUUUACCACUCGGGACUUCGUACAGUGCUUCGUAUUUAAACCCAGGAGGGAGUUACAGUAAUCAUUCUUCUCUUAGUGGAUAUUCGCGGACGCCGUUGUCUUCGCGGUGGAUCCCAGGUGUCGGAAGGUGUUACGCUCCUAUUCUGAGCACGAUUUCCGAGAGAUCGACCGCCAGCCCUUCUAGAAUAAACAGCCCAAGGCGCAUUCCUCUAUCGAAAAGAAACUAUUCAAGUUCCGGGUACACUUCUCGACCUAUUAAUAUAAAUACUGCUGAUAUUGAUGUUUCGAGAGAUAAAUAUAAACAAAAAGUUGAAGAUUCGUCAGCUUUGUGUAAGGAGAUCCCAGAGACUGGAAGUGAAGAAAAAGAAAAUGGACCAUUUAUGCCAAGGGUGGACGGUAAGCCUGAAACAGGUAUUGAUUCGUCUCCUGGUACACAAAGGAGUACCAUAAAACGGGGUAGAACAGUAGUCAGAUUUCAUACGUUAAAGAGGAAGGAGCGUGAUUCCCCUCGCAAACCUGUUCAGCAACUGCAAAAAGACACUAGCUCGGAAAGAUUAGAUGUAGAUAAGACAGGCUCAAAUGAAACAAAAAAUCAAGAAUCAUUAAGAUGGAGGGAAAGGCUCUCUGACGAUUUAAUUUAUAAAGAUAAAAAGGUAAAGAAGACUUUAGGUACAAAGCUUGUAGAAAAAUUCGCACUGAAAGAUGAUGUCUUAACAAGCAGUGAUAAGCAACCUGUCAUUGAAGAUUCAGGUAACGAUGUAGAAGUUAGUGACACUCGAUCUAUUUCAGAAGCAAGUAUGUGUAAACUUACAGAUAGACGAUGUUCUGUGGAAUUACUAGCGGAACAAGCGAAGCUGUUGGAUUCAUUGAUACGCAACGAAAAUUUAAGUACAACGACUUUGGAUGUCAGCAAAGUUGGUACUACUUAUAACAGCAAAGAAAACACAAAACCACCUUCUGUAGUUAAAAAUAAAACCGAUGAGAAACGAAAUUCAUUGAAAACAACAAAAUCUGAUCAUUCUUUACAUGAUAGUUUAAAAUCAUUAGUAGAAAAUAGAGAAAUUAAGAAAAAAUCAGGCAAGCGGCGGAGUUUAAAAAAAUCACUGUCUGGAGGUAGCAUUUGUAGGUUAGAUUCCAUAACAGAAUUUCCCAAAGAACCUAUCAAAUUAGAUUUACCGCCUAUAAAAGAAAAAACGCAAGAAAAAGUAGUAAAAAAGCCGAGGCUUAAAACUAAAAUAACAUCUUCCGUUGAGGUGACGACUCCGCAAAGUCCUUUGAAAUUUAUUAUCGAAGAUGUAAUAGUAGAGCAGAAACUACGGCCGAUUAGAAAGGGAAUUAUUUUUACAAGUGAAGUCGAGGAAACACCGACACCUACGCUAAAAUUAGAAAAAAGGAAACUGGAGGGGAAAGAAGAAGCUUCAGAAAUUAAAGUGGAAAGUGAAUCUGCGUCACCGGACCCUGACGAUGGUAAUUUUUGGAAUAAAAUAGGUAAACGAGAAACAGUCUAUUUAAUUAAAAGGAAAAAAAAGUUGGAAGAAAUGAAAGAGCAAAAUAAGCGUGCACUGUUUUGGUUCCCAGAAGAAGAAGACGAAUCUGAGAGAAAUUUGGAAUCCGAAAAAAAUCCUGUUACGGUUGAAAACACUAAUUUGAAUGAAAGUAAUGAAAGUAAAACUGAACAAACAAUUCUUAGUGGUGAUAUUGAUAAAACUGUUACCAAAGUAAUUCCAAAAGCAGUACUAGAAGAUUUGCAUUCAGACCAUAACAGCACUAAUAUAGAAAAGGUGGAACAAUCAAGCUUUGAAGCAAAAGUAAUACCAUUAAAUCAAAAUGAAUGUACAAAUUUAAAACAAGGUAACACAGAAAAAGCCGAACCGAAAAAGGUAAUGACACCGAAGUUAAAAAACGAUAGUGAAAAACUUCCUUCUUUGAAAAAUAAAGAGGAUUAUAUAAUUGACCAAAGAGAAAAAAAUCAAGAUGUAAUGACAAACAAUAAUAAUGAUAAUAACAAACCUUCACGACAAAAUAUUGGUGAUGAACAAAAGACAUUACAAGAACCAAGUGCAAUAAAAGCCAGAAGCAAUGAAACAGAUACAGAAACAACAAACCUGAGCACUGAAGCAGAGAGUAUUAAGACUUUAUCUUCUGUAAUUAACGACAGUAAAUCAGAAUUGAAUCAAAUAUCUUUAAAGGCUGAAGUAGUGGACAAACCUAAUGAAAAUAAAGAAACGACAAAGCCUGUGGAAAGCUGCAUAAAACAAAAAUCAGUCUCUUUAAAACAAAAGUCAUCUGAAAAAACUCAAACUGACACCAAAAGCAGUUCAGCAAAGCUAAAAGAAGAAAAUAAGGAGUCAACCUCAUUAAAUCACGAGGUAAAAUCAUUAAAAGAAACAGAAGUGGUUUCUAAAAAGAAGAAAAUAAUUAAAGUCUCGAAAUCAAAUAAAGCCAGCGAAGAAAAAAGUACAUGUAAAACAGUGCCGUCCGAUCAAAAAUUAACGAAUCAAGAACUUAAUUUCGAAUGCGAAGCUUCUAAAUUAGCUUCAAUUCAUACGAAAAAAGAACAACCAAACAGUGAAAUUAUUUCUAUGUCUAAAGAAAAAGUUGAGUCCAACGCAGAUCAAACAGCACUCAGUAGUUCAACUGGUCCUGACAUGUUGAUCAACGACAAAGAGUCAAAGCUUGUAAUUAAUGCUAGCAUUAAAAAUAAAACGCAUGACAAAAUCAGUUCAGAGAAUGAACGCGCGGCUCACAAUAUAAAUGCUACUACUAGCGUACCUGUAAUUCCGAUAGUAUUAAAAUCUGAAAACAUUCCAAAUAAUAAUAACGACAUAAGUGUACCUUCCACAUCCCAAGAUAUCGUAAAAACAGAAGAAACAAAGUCUAGUACUAUUCUAAAAGCUUCCCAUGAAGAAAUGGCUUCAACUAAUGAAGAUAAAAAAUCAAGCAUAGGGAUCGCUACCCUACCAGUUCCUCCAAUCACAAAAAAACCUGUGAAGCCAGAACCGGCUCUGAGACCAUUGAUCGCCACACCGCGACCUUUACAAAAGAAACCACCUCAAGUGAUACGCUCAUCUGAUUCUUCUGAUUCGUCUUCAGAAGAGGAUUCAUCAGAUGAUGAUAGUGAAUCUGACAGCAGCGAAGAGUCAGAAGAAUUCUACGAAUGCGAAGUCAACAUCGACGGUAGAACGUCGACGGGUUCAAACGAUUCUGGAUUUGAUUCUUCUGCACCAGCGUCUCCUGCUCUAUUCUCUCAAAUUAAAAAAGGCGGAGAGAAUCCCGGAACAUCUUCAUGUAGCAGCUCGGUGAAUUGUUCCACUGAUAUAUUGGAACAGGAGCUUGAGCAAUCUACGGCUUACGGUAUUUUCCGUAAAACAGGCCGGUUCACACCACCAGCCAGGUCCAUACCCCGCUUCAGAAAAUAUACGGUUGAAGAUUUUCACUUCAUCAAAGUUUUGGGAAAAGGCAGUUUUGGAAAGGUUUUAUUAGCAGAACUCCGAGACACCGAAUACUAUUAUGCUGUAAAGUGUUUGAAGAAGGACGUGGUGCUGGAGGACGACGACGUCGAGUGCACCCUCAUCGAAAGGAAAGUUUUAGCGCUCGGUACAAAUCAUCCGUACCUUUGCCAUCUAUUUGCUACAUUUCAAACUGACUCCCAUCUGUUUUUCGUGAUGGAGUACCUCAACGGUGGUGACUUGAUGUUCCACAUACAACAGAGCGGUCGGUUCCCAGAAGCAACAGCGCGUUUCUAUGCCGCUGAAAUUGUUUCCGGCUUGAAAUUUCUUCACAAAAGAGGAAUUAUAUACAGAGAUUUGAAACUUGACAACAUUCUUCUUGACUUCGACGGCCAUGUUCGCAUCGCCGACUUUGGCAUGUGCAAGCUACAAAUUUAUUUAGACAAAACCGCGGAUACGUUCUGCGGAACGCCAGAUUAUAUGGCACCAGAGAUUAUCAAAGGAUUGAAAUACAAUCAAACUGUAGAUUGGUGGUCGUUUGGCGUGUUGCUCUACGAGAUGUUGAUCGGCCAAAGUCCGUUCAGUGGCUGUGACGAAGACGAGCUGUUCUGGUCGAUUUGUAACGAAAUGCCAUCGUACCCCCGUUUCCUGUCCAAGCAAUCUCUCUCCAUUUUAACUAGAUUAUUGGAUAAAGACGCAAGGACGCGUCUCGGUGGCGUGGAAUGUAUGCACGGCGACAUAAGAGAGCAGGAUUUCUUCCACGCGAUACACUGGGACAGACUCGAGAGACGGGAACUGGAGGCUCCGUUCAGACCUCGAGUUAGACAUCCAAUGGACACACAAUACUUCGACCGAGCAUUCACAGGAGAACGACCGCGGCUGACUGCUGUGGAGCCUCAAGUUCUUCGCUCCAUGGACCAGGAACCCUUCAGAGGUUUCUCCUAUACUAAUCCUAACGCUACAGAUCGUUAAUGAGGAAAAAAAACGGUUAUGGUUAAAAUUUUUGUGACAAAUAAACUCAUUUGUCAGAGUUGACAUAUUCCCGAAAAUUAAGGAAACGUCACAAAUCUAAUUUCAUCCGAUCGAAAUAAUGAUAUGGAUAGGAUGUUUUGAAAUAGAGUAUAUUAUUAAGUAAUUUGGAAGUACCUACUUCUAAAAUUAUUUUAUUUAGAAUUAAAUGUAAUUUUGAGGCCAAUUUUUUAAAGUGAAAACUUCUUUAACUUCGUUGUUAUUUGAAAAUUGAUAAAAAGAAAAAGUGUCUCAAAAAGAGAAAAGCAUGCUAAGCCUCUUUAAGGUUUGACCAGCGAGAAAAUACUUUUUAAUUGAUUUUAUAAAAAGCAAUUAUGCUUCAUCUAUUGGACAUGAAAAAAAUCAUGAAAUGUCCACUUAUCUUGGAGUUAGAAUGAUUUCCUUAAAGCCUCCUUUGUAACCUAUUUAAAACUUUUCUCUGUAAUGAAGAGUACCUAAUAAAUUUGAAAAUUUGCGCAGCUUAAGAUGCAAAUAUUAGUCUACUGUUUACUAGUGUUCUUGUUUAAGAGAGCUUAUAAUCUAUAACUAGUGUAAAAAAAUAUGUCGAAGGUGCCUGGUACACAAAUACGAAAUGCCAAACAUUAACUAGCCUACAUCGCUUUAAUGUGAAUACCUACCUUAAUAUAAAACAUACUGACAUAAUUUUUCUUUAUUAACUGUUGAGUUUUAGAAGAAUCAGAAUCUGAAAGUUAUACUUUUGCACCUAUCACGUAGGUAUUAGCUUAACAAUGACGAUAUACUACCUGUUUAUAAAAUUAUAAUUACUAUAAGUUAUGUUUCUUUGUUAGAUAGAUAGUUUUUUUUAUAAGAAAUGUCGUAUCGUGUUACAAAGUAUUAUAAUAUACUUGUAUAAUAUAUUAUGUGUAUAUAUACAACGCUUAGCUUCGCUCUGGCAGCGAAAAUAAUAGUUUUUAAUGAAUUAUAUUACACUAGGUUGUUAGCAUCUGUCAUUCAAACUAUGGUUUGCACGACAAUGCACGAGUUAUUGAUAAAUUACUAUAACUUAUACUUGCUUUGAUGUUCUGCUUCCAAAAUUGUAACAAAGUAUUUUUAGAUUAUUAGAUAAUGGUCUCGUACGAAUGAUCGACAAAAUAAUAUAACCUAGUAAAACUUAGGAAUGGCAAAAACAAAACCAAUUCUUGGACACGACAAAUAGUAUUGUUGCUAUGAUGAUGAGUUCCUAUACAAAGUUUCUAUCAACUACACACUUUAAGCAAUACCAAUUACUUAGUAUAAUUUUAUAAAAAAAUUCAAACUAGAUGUCAUUUCAAUAAAUUAUUAGGGCAAACUCUGUUAUGCGUAUUACAUAUCAUACUUAGGUAAUUUUAGUUCACAUUUUGUAAAUUGUUUGUUAAAAUAAAUAAGUGAAAAGUU
Messenger RNA from Bombyx mandarina (wild silkworm), 6194 nucleotides. It is a transcript of the gene Pkcdelta, whose product is annotated as Protein kinase C delta. The record is from RefSeq and is a predicted model, not a curated record. Gene Ontology annotation, molecular function: diacylglycerol-dependent serine/threonine kinase activity; ATP binding. Gene Ontology annotation, biological process: protein phosphorylation. Lineage: Eukaryota; Metazoa; Arthropoda; Insecta; Lepidoptera; Bombycidae.